AGUUAUGUUUUUAAUUAUUAAAAAAAUAUAUUAUUAUUAUUAAAUAUAUUUUUUAAUAUUUUAUUAUUGAUUCCGGUUCAACUCCGGUUUGACCCGGUUGAACCCAUCGACCCCCGACCCCCGAGCUUCAUCAGGUCAAUACCCAGGCCGGGUCUGACUACCUUGGUUGAGAGAGAGAGAGAGUUAGUAUUGAAUUGAAUGUUCAACACUAGUGAUAUGAUUUGUCACGAGCUACUCAGGAUGAAAAUGGUUGCAUUCAAUAGUUUGUGCAAUCACUUACGUGGUUAUGGGUUAUAGCUCGUAGGCGAUUUUUUGAGUGUUGAAGAGCAAGUAGCUAUAUUUGUGCACACAGUUGGCCAUGACCACCGCAACAGAGUUGGAAGUUUUACAUUUUUUAGGUUUGGCCAAACUAUUAGCUACUAUUUCCAUAGAGUGUUAAAUGCAUGUCUUAACUUCUAUAGAGAUUUUGUCAAAAAUGCCAAAGCUCAAAACUCCCCAAAUGAUAAGCAGAAUAUCCAAGAUUGGUUCCAUUACUUUUAGGUUGGAUGCUUAUACAUAUAAGAUUUUUUUUUUUUUUAUAAUUUCUGUUAGGCUAGAUAUUUAUCAUUAAAAAAAUAAAUUGUACCUUUAAUAGGACGUUGUGGGUGCUAUAGACGGUACUCACAUUGUUGGUAACGUCCCUAAGGAGGAGCAACCUAGGUAUCGGAAUAGAAAACAAGUCAUUUCUCAAAAUGUUUUGGUGGCAUGUUCAUUUGAUAUCAGGUUUACCUAUGUGCUUGCUGGUUGGGAAGGAUCAACACAUGAUGGCCGGUUGUUAAGGAGUGCAAUCUCACGGCAAGGAGAUAGGUUGACAGUUCCUCUAGUAAAUACUACCUUGGUGACGCGGGGUUCCCCUUAUUCCCUGGUUUUCUUACACCCUAUCGGGAUACACGGUAUCAUCAUAGAGACAUUCAAGGUGUACUUCCUGAGAAUCACAAAUAACUAUUCAACUUUCGACACUCAUCUCUUCGUAAUGUUGUUGAGAGGACUAUCGGCUUGUUGAAAAAGAGGUUUGCCUAUCUUAAGCAUCAACCCUUUAUGACAUAGAUACACAAUCAAAGAUCGUUCUUGCAUAUUGUGCCUUGCAUAACUUCUUGCGUAUUGAUGCUUCAGAUGAUCUUUGUAGUGAUGACGAGAUUAGCUACAAUGAAAUAGACCCUCGUAUGUCGAUGUACCUGAAGACACAUGUUAAUGCAAAUCUCAAAAUGAUAUCUGAAGCAGCAUGGACCAACCAUAGAGAUUCACUGUCCAAUAUUAUGUGGGCUAAUUUUGACGCUAGUAGUUACAAUGUGAUCUAUUACGAUUAAUAAAUUUGCUAUGUUAUGUUUUAAAUUUCGACACCUAAUUUUAUGUUACUUUAUUGCAUAACUAUAUAUUAUGCAUUUAUGCACUUUUAAUUGCAUAUUUCAAAUGUUUAUGCUAUUUUUUGUCAUAAGUUUAUAUUACACACUUAUAUUACUUUUAAUUGCACAUUUGAACGACACGUGCUAUGCUAUGCCAUUGAUUUUUAAAGUGAAUCAUAAAAUGGGAAGUCGACGAUUUGGCAAUCAAGCCUCAUUUACAGUUCCUAGACCUGCUACAGUCUCAAGCUUCUCUGCACUUGAUGUUGAGGAAAUCACUCCAGCUUUUUCCUAAGUAGAAAUAAAAAAAAGCAAGUGCGUUGGUCAGACGAUAUGGAUCAAACUCUUAUAGAUACCCUUUUAGAGGUGGUGCUUGUAGGGCCAAGAAGAACAGAAAGUGGAUUUAAGGCUGACGAGUGUACAAAAGUUGUCAACAAAGUACUUGAACGUUGCCAAGUGGUUCUUAUAGUUGUUCAUGUGAGGGCUAGGAUGAAGACUCUCAAAAUUGAGUUCAAGGAGAUCACUGAGUUGUUUAUGACAAGUGGGUUUGGGUUGGAUGCGAACGGACAAAUAACAGCGGAUCCUCUUGUUUGGGAGAAGCACCUUCAAGAUAAUCCAAAUGCAAACAAUUUGAAGGGAAAAUUAUGCCCUCGCUAUUAUGACUUAUUACAAUUUUUUGCAAUGACAACGCAACUGGAGAUCGAGAUAUCACGGGGAAUGACUUUGUACAAAUCAAGGUUGUCAGACCCGGAUUGGCCCGGCCGGUUCAACCGAAAAAAUCGGGAAUCGGUCAUGUGGUCGGUCCGGAUAUAUCCCAUUGAACCGGGUAUUAAAAAAUCCGGUGUCAAUCCAGUGAUUCGGGCGGUUCAAACGGGAACCGGUUGACCCGGCCGG
Dioscorea cayenensis subsp. rotundata (Guinea yam) is the source of this 2273-nucleotide messenger RNA. RefSeq lists its product as uncharacterized. The transcript has 3 exons. Lineage: Eukaryota; Viridiplantae; Streptophyta; Magnoliopsida; Dioscoreales; Dioscoreaceae. The record is from RefSeq and is a predicted model, not a curated record. Bases 1713 to 2264 code for a protein of 183 amino acids.